AUGUCGACUCCUUUAUUUAAAAGAGAUGAUCCGAAACUUGGCACAAUAAUUAUGCUGCUUUUUAUAAUUUUUGGGGAUUUUUGAAUUAUUUUUAAAUAUAAAUAGGACAAGGUAGGGGGUAUACAAAAGGAAAUGCAGGGAAUGUCUGCUUUUUAGGGUUUCCAUAUGAUGAAGGGGUGGCUAGAAAUGGAGGAAGGGUGGGAACCGAAAGAGGGCCUGAUGUGCUGAGAAGAUUUAUAUAUAAUCUUGGGCCAGUUGUAAAUCCUGAACUGGAAAUUAGCUUGCAAGAAUUUAGCAUUGGAGAUUCGGGAAAUAUUCAAGGACUUACUUUAGAAGAGGCUCAUCAAGAGUUGCAACAGCAAGUAGAAACGAUUCUUCAAGAUCCCAGCCAACCUAAUCUUUUUGUGAUAGGAGGUGGCAAAGACCAAGGAUGGCCAGACUCGAAAGGCUUUCUGACCUACUGCCAUGCUAACAGCUUCAUCCCUGUCAUAAUCAACAUAGACUCUCAUCUUGACGUAAGAAAUCUUGAUGAUGAAGGCCGUAUCCACUCUGGCUGUGCUUUUCGGAUAUUAUUAGACGAUCCAGCUUUUGCAGAACUUGGUGGAAAAUUCAUAGAGUUUGGCUCACAAGGUUCCCAAUGUGCACAAUCCCAUGUGGAUUAUGUUAAUUCUAAAGGCGGAAGGAUAAUUUGGCUGUCAAGCAUCAGAAGAAAAGUGAUAGCACCCCAAUCGUCUAUAAGAGGAUCUUUAACACAGGCAGGACAAGUGCUGGAAGAGCUGCUUGGGGAAUUUGAUGAGAAACAUAGAGUUUUUAUUUCUUUUGAGGUGGAUGCGAUUAAUAGUGCAUUUUGUCCAGGAGUUAGCUGCCCUAGUGUAGACGGAGGGUUUACAGCUGAAGAAGCGAUCGAAGUAGGGUUUGUCAGCGGGAAAAAUAGAAAAGUGACGCUUAUGGAUAUGUCAGAGUAUAACCCUGCUAUAGAGGAUUACAGAACGGGGAGGUUGCUUGCAAAUAUCUUUUAUUAUUUCUGCUUAACCUGGCUAUAUGUAUUGACUUGUGAGAUUCUAAAAUUAUUGGAAUUCGAAAUAGUGUCUAUAAUUCUUUGUUAUAUUUGAUACUAUUAUAAAAUAAAAAUUUUUUAAUGAAAGGAAAGUUAGGGGUUAAAAUCAGGACUGAAAAUUAA
Molecule: messenger RNA, 1180 nt
Organism: Blepharisma stoltei
Lineage: Eukaryota; Ciliophora; Heterotrichea; Heterotrichida; Blepharismidae
Source: the annotation of a GenBank genome assembly